CAGUUGACUUCACCACCAACCGAGCGACUACCAAGUAAAUCGCGUGCGUGCGUUCCAUAGACGUGUGAAAGAGUUCGCAAAUAAAUCACUUGAAUCCUCCGUAAACGUACACACUCAGACAAAUCCAAUCAUGAAAUAUCUGAUCGUACUUAGUUUGAUCGCAGCCGCCACCGCUGCCCCUGGAUAUCUGGGUUUGGGCCAUGGAUCGUAUGCGGCGCCAGCGCUCAGCUUAGGUCAUGGUCCAGCUUUAAGUUACGCGGCUGCCGCUCCUUCCAUAAGUUACGCCGCAGCUCCAGCUGUUAGUUACGCUGCCGCUCCAGCCGUUAGUUACUCAGCGCCAUCCAUCAGUAUUGCUUCUGCGCCCGUUGUCAAGGCUUACGCCGCGCCUGCCGUAGUCGCCGCUCCAGCCGUGGUGAAAGCAGCUCCAGCCGCCACCAGCUACUCCACCUUCAGUCAGGUCAUUCAACAUGCUGCACCAGCCGUCGUUAAGGUUGCCGCCGCCGCUCCAGUUGCCGUAGCGGCUCCUGCUAUUUCAUACGCUGCACCCGCGCCCGCCAUUUCGUAUGCCGCACCAGCUCCAUCCAUCUCUUAUGCUGCCGCACCAGCAAUCUCAUAUGCCGCACCCGCCAUUAAGGUUGCCGCUCCCGCGAUCUCUUACUCCGCUGCACCGGCCAUCUCGUAUGCCGCACCCUCGGUCUCAUACGCCGCUGCUGCUCCAUCCAUUGUGAAAUAUGCCGCACCAGCAAUCAGCUUGGGUGGCGGUUACGGUUACGGCCAUGUUCACCACCAACCGAGCGACUACCAAGUAAAUCGCGUGCUUGCGUUCAAUAGACGUGUGAAAGAGUUCGCAAAUAAAUCACAUAAAUCCUCUGUAAACGUAUACACUCAGACAUAUCCAAUCAUGAAAUAUCUGAUCGUACUUAGCUUGAUCGCAGCCGCUACCGCUGCCCCUGGAUAUCUAGGUUUGGGCCAUGGAUCGUAUGCGGCGCCAGCGCUCAGCUUAGGUCAUGGUCCAGCUUUGAGCUACGCAGCUGCCGCGCCAUCUAUAAGUUAUACGGCUGCCGCUCCUUCCAUAAGUUACGCCGCUGCUCCAGCUAUUAGUUACACAGCCGCCGCUCCAGCCGUUAGUUACUCAGCGCCAUCCAUCAGUAUUGCCUCCGCGCCCGUUGUUAAGGCUUACGCCGCACCUGCCGUAGUCGCCGCUCCAGCCCUGGUGAAAGCAGCUCCAGCCGCCACCAGCUACUCCACCUUCAGUCAGGUCAUUCAACAAGCUGCACCAGCCGUCGUUAAGGUCGCCGCCGCCGCUCCAGUUGCCGUUUCAGCUCCAGUUGCCGUUUCAGCUCCAGUUGCCGUAUCAGCUCCAGUUGCUGUUUCAGCUCCAGUUGCCGUUUCAGCUCCAGUUGCCGUAGCGGCGCCAGCUGUUUCAUACGCUGCAGCCGCACCAGCCAUCUCGUAUGCCGCCCCAGCUCCAUCCAUUUCUUACUCCGCUGCUCCGGCCAUCUCAUAUGCCGCUGCUGCCCCAUCCAUUUCUUACUCCGCUGCUCCGGCUAUCUCCUACGCCGCUGCUGCUCCAUCCAUUUCUUACUCCGCUGCACCGGCCAUCUCGUAUGCCGCGCCCUCGAUCUCAUACGCCGCAGCUGCUCCAUCCAUUGUGAAAUAUGCCGCACCAGCCAUCAGCUACGGUGCAAGUUACGGUUACGGCCAUGGCUAUGGACAUGGUUAUGGACAUUAAAUCAGCUAUGACCCACGUGCAGCAAAAAUAAAAGGACUUAAAGGCGAGAAAAGAACAAGGAUAUACGGAUUACACGCAUUACACGCAUUACGUUAUGGCGUAAGACUGCCUUUGGGCGGUCAACGCUUUUAAGUAUUUGCUCUAUAUUUUUUUUGGUAGUCACUAAAUGGUUUUAUAGGCUUUCUAUGAUCUAAGGAUCUAAAUAAUAUAUUUCCCUUCUCUCAAUAUGGGAAUUCGCCUUACUUUUCAAUGCAUUUUUGCAUUAUUGCUACGAUGAAUUACAAAUGUGUCGACAAUAAGAACCCACAACAACAAAAACGAU
Zeugodacus cucurbitae (melon fly) is the source of this 2054-nucleotide messenger RNA. RefSeq names its product ice-structuring glycoprotein. The record is from RefSeq and is a predicted model, not a curated record. NCBI's taxonomy places the organism in Eukaryota, Metazoa, Arthropoda, Insecta, Diptera, Tephritidae. The coding region runs from base 131 to 1732 and encodes 533 amino acids. The transcript is spliced from 6 exons.